AUGUUUUAUUCCCUAAAAUGUUACAAGAUAUUUUUUUACUUUGCCUGUCAUCUAACAACUACGCAUGCUAAGAGUAAGAUUCUUACCAGUAAAAACAAUACAAAUUUAUUACACUUUAAUACAUAUAAAUGUAAAGAAGAUUACAAUCUUCGUAAUAAAAACCUAAAAUCUUACUACGAUAAAUUUAAAGAUAAUAAACAGCAACAAAGACUAUUAAAAACAGAAAUAAUAAAUUUACUGAAAUAUAGAUAUUUAAAAAGCAUGUAA
Messenger RNA from Vairimorpha ceranae, 267 nucleotides. RefSeq lists its product as hypothetical. The transcript has a single exon. The record is from RefSeq and is a predicted model, not a curated record. NCBI's taxonomy places the organism in Eukaryota, Fungi, Microsporidia, Nosematidae. The coding region runs from base 1 to 267 and encodes 88 amino acids.